AUGAACAACCAGACUACUGCAACAGAGUUCCUUCUUAUGGCAUUUUCUGAUGAUCGUGAUGUGCAGGUUUUGCAUUCUGUGGUGUUCCUCUUCAUUUACUUAACAGCCUUAGUGGGGAAUUUUCUCAUCGUGACUACUGUGGCCUUAGACCACCACCUACACAGCCCCAUGUAUUUCUUUUUGACAAGCUUGUCAUUUUUAGAUGUUUGCUAUAUCUCUACUACUGUACCCAAAUCCAUAGCCAUUUCACUGACAAACAACAAACUGAUUUCUUUCGCUGGAUGUGUCACACAGGUCUUCUUAGUGAUCACAUUUGCUGGAACUGAGAUUGCCUUGCUCACAGUCAUGGCUUACGACCGUUACAUAGCAAUCUGCUACCCACUACAAUAUCGUCUAAUCAUGAACUGGGAGGCCUGCAUCCAAAUGGCAGCUGCUUCCUGGCUGAGCAGCAUGGUUAAUGCAUUAUUGGAAACCACGGUCACGUUUAGAUUAAGCUUCUGCCACUCCAAUAUUAUUGGGCAGUUUUUCUGUGAUUUGCCUCAGUUACAAAAGAUUUCUUGCAGCGAUACUAAAGUUAGUGAAGUUUUGCCAUUUGUCAUUGGGCUCAUUGUGGCCUCCUUUUGUAUUGUGUUCAUCUUUGUUUCUUAUGGCUUCAUCUUCUCAGUUGUGCUGAGGAUUCCAUCAGCUCAAGGCAGGUAUAAAGCUUUCUCUACCUGCACUCCCCACCUGACAGUCUUUUCUUUAUUUAUAAUAACAGCUGUGUUUUCGACCUUGAGACCUAAAUCCCUUUCCUCCCCUGCUGUGGACUUGGUUUCUGCUGUAUUGUAUACAGUGUUGCCACCGGUUCUGAAUCCCAUCAUUUACAGCUUCAGAAACAAGGACAUACAGAAUGCAGUGUGGCUAAUACCUAAAAAAAUUAAAAGUCUCAUUGCAUAA
This is a messenger RNA of Podarcis muralis (Common wall lizard), 936 nucleotides long. Its product is annotated as olfactory receptor 14A16-like. NCBI's taxonomy places the organism in Eukaryota, Metazoa, Chordata, Lepidosauria, Squamata, Lacertidae. Gene Ontology annotation, biological process: G protein-coupled receptor signaling pathway. The record is from RefSeq and is a predicted model, not a curated record. Gene Ontology annotation, molecular function: G protein-coupled receptor activity; olfactory receptor activity. Gene Ontology annotation, cellular component: membrane.